UGCUAUAAUUGUUUACGAAGUUAAUAAUUAAGUUAAAAACCUUUUUGAACUUUUUCUCUUCGUAUUUUAUUAAUAAAAUAAUAAAAUUAACUAGACGUUUCGAUAUGUUAACAUAUCAUCCUCAGUAAUUAAAAAACGAAAAAUUUAAUAGAUUCACAAUCUAAAAUUAUAACAAAUUUUCUCGAAAAUUUUUUGAAAAUGUUAACAUGAUUUUAAUAAUGAUAGAAUAGGAGUUGAUAAACAUCAUACAUAAGAUUUAUACUUCUAUAUUAGCAUUCUCCACCUGAUCCGCCGUAUUAACUAUCCUAAGCAUAGAUAAAUCUUAUGUAUGAUGUUUAUCAACUCCUAUUCUAUCAUUAUUAAAAUCAUGUUAACAUUUUCAAAAAAUUUUCGAGAAAAUUUGUUAUAAUUUUAGAUUGUGAAUCUAUUAAAUUUUUCGUUUUUUAACUACUGAGGAUGAUAUGUUAACAUAUUGAAACGUCUAGUUAAUUUUAUUAUUUUAUUAAUAAAAUACGAAGAGAAAAAGUUCAAAAAAUUUUUAACUUAAGAUCUUAUAAGAUCUUAUCCUUUAAGAUUUUGAUAAGAUAAUCUAAGAUCUUAUUUAAGAUCUUAAUAAGAUUUAAUGACUCUACUUCCAUUCACCCUUUUGUUUUGCUCUCAUUCAUCUAUAUAAGUAACAGCAAUAAUAUCAGUGAUUUUACGGUUAUUUUUCUUCCAGACUCUGCUAGUACUUGCUCUCUCGAAAGUGUUCAACAACUUUUUAGAGAGUGUACAAACAGGUCAAGGUCCAUAGUUGGACACCCGAAAAUAUGAAAUUUCUCUUUAUUCUUCAACACUGUUCAACUGCUGCUUUGGAUAAAAAUUCAAAAAUUCUAGCGAAUCUCGAAUGAAUACUAUUUAAAAAACAUCAUCGUUCUUACUAUUAAGAUCCUAACAAAUUCUUAUCCAAGCUUGAAAAAAUCUUAGACAGUAUAAUCUUAGUAAGAUCUUAGAAAAAUCUUAUCAAAUCUUAGAUUUUUCGGGUCCCACGAUCUUAGUAAGAUUUGUCUAAGAUCUUAGACAAAUGUAAGCGAAAUCUUACUAAGAUCUUAAUAAGAUUUUUCUAAGAUCUUAGUAAGAUUCGAGUAAGUUUCUCACUAGGGAAUGGGGACUUUCUAUUGUUGGAUAUGUCUAUUUAUAUUUAGGUGAUGAUUGAUUUUGAAAAUCGAACACAUAUCUCGGUUGCUCAAGCAUCGGUAAACUUAAUGGUGUUAGUGCAUAAAUUGAAACAAUUAUUUCCAGCUGUUGAUCCUAACAAAAGUUAUAUUGAAAUUGAAUUGUUAAGCUUGUUAAGCAAAUCAAGACGCAGAUGUUCAUCGAUAUUUGUUGAACUAAAGAAACCCAAUGAUUCCACAAAAACAUUUGAUGUCUGGUUCAACGCAACUAUUGCAAAAUUACCAUUAACAUUUAAUGUAGUGUAUUUCCAAAAUGAUAAUAUAUGGAAAUUUUACCUUGUUUACUCCGAUAAAAUUGUAUUCGAUGUAACAAGUUAUCCAAUUCGAGAAAUAAUGGCGAUAUUUAUUGCUGCAUUUUAUUCAUUUGAUCUGAACUAUAAUACUAGCCAAAAAGCGAUAGCGGAUGUUAUAGAUAAUUAUGUAUUUAGAGAACAAUCGAAAUUUAAAUCGUCCUAUGGUGUUCUCGCACAAGAGAUGAUUUUAUCGUUAUCAAAAGAUAUGUAA
Molecule: messenger RNA, 1718 nt
Organism: Didymodactylos carnosus
Lineage: Eukaryota; Metazoa; Rotifera; Eurotatoria; Philodinida; Philodinidae
Source: the annotation of a GenBank genome assembly